Molecule: messenger RNA, 605 nt
Organism: Prorocentrum cordatum
Lineage: Eukaryota; Dinophyceae; Prorocentrales; Prorocentraceae
Source: the annotation of a GenBank genome assembly
GAGGAGCCUGCGAACAUGCAGCGCUUGUUGCCGGCAGAGUAUAGAAGACACGCGGCCCCCCUGGACGGACGCAGCUUCACGGUGGACAAGUUCCACGAGGCACCGCACCACUACAUCAAGGUGGUGCACACCCGCUUCGAGGCGAGCGACCUCCGGAGUUACCAGCAGACCCACCAGUGGAGCGUGCGCACCAUCCAGCGCAAGACGGUGCCGCAGGCCAAGUUCUCUUACGACCUGUCGCCCGUCGAGGUGGUCAUCCGUAAGGGCGAGAGGAGGUGGUACGAUUUCGUGACCUCCAUUUUCGCGAUCAUUGGCGGCGCCUUUACAGUGAUGUCCAUGACAUCUGGUGUCCUCAACGUCGCCUCGGCGCAAUUCAAGCGCUCCAUCAACAAGAUCGGGUGAGCGCUUGGCCGACGGUUGCUGGGGUUGCGAAGAGCCAGUCCACCCGACGCCUCGAUGCGAGGCUAGGCCGCCCUUUGCGGGUGUGCGGCCAGCCCAGGCCUGCGCGGGCGCGAAGGGGCAGGGGUAGACCCCCUCGCGGUGGGGCGGAAGUGGCAUUCACUCCGCCCACCAGUGAUUUGCUGGGGUCUACUUCGAUCCGGUUC